GCAAACUGUUGACUCUUUGUUUUUUAGUAGCAUUAAAACUUAAGAACCAUCCCUGAAAUGAUGCAGCAACAUAAACCCUCAUUAAGUCCAUUUCAUGAAACCGCAGCCAUGCUGGAAACUAUCCAGGGACUCAUUGCACGUGGGUGGCGUUUAAUAAUUUAUUCAGUACAGGUUAUUGCAAAGAUAUUCCAUUCACAUCUUCAUUCUCACAUUCAAGUCAGUCGCAUUAUUGCUCCUGUUGCACUUUAUACCCUGCAGAUUCUUCUGCAUUAUAGGGAUUACAUCUUGUUUUGUUGAUAGUUGAAGAUAUUACAGCCAAACUAUUGGUUGAAUCUGGCACGUGUUAAGCUUAGAUCAGACUGAAGUGUUUAGCUCAUUUUUUCUUAGGGAUAAUAGACUCAUAUCAGGAGGCAGGGCUACUGGAAUCACUCAAGGUACAGUAUGCUUUUUUCCCUCCCAAAUGCAGUGCGUGUCUUGCUUUAGCAUGUGCUUUUGCUGAGUCUGCUGUAAUAUUUGUUCUCAUUUCCAAUUACGAUUUUAUUCCCAUUAAUCCUGGAUGCAGAAUGAGUGAGCAGGGUGUUGUGGUUAGUGGAUUUAGAAGGUUGAGCACCAUUUCAGAGAUAGAUGUGGACCAUGAAGAGGAGCCCGUGUCUAUAGUGUCCUCUGGGGACAGUGAGUGGGUCGGAUCCAGUGCAUCGCUCUGCUCGCGUGGAAAGCCCAGUGGCGAGAGCAGCACCUUCACCUCCUUUGAGUCCUAUCAGCCUAAUACUUCAGAUGACUGCGCCUCCAUCCUGCUGGCUUGCCUCUACUGCCGUUUCUGUGACAUCAUCACCAUGCUGCCUGAUGCCUGUGAGCGGGCGUUCAUCCGCUGCUUCCCCUCUUACAAGUAUUACAGCACCUCCGAUGAACAGUCCAAAGGAAAAGACUGGUGCAGCUGUAAUAUGGAGUUUAACUGUAACUGCAUGGACUCCUGUCAAGAGACAAGUGAGUUAAUAGAGCUGGCUAUGGAGAUAUCUGAAGUGUGCUACCGCUAACAGAUCAGAGGAAGUGAUUCAGGACGGAGGUUCUCCAUCUGCUUGAUUCCCAACAGCUUUUCUAAAUGACUCUGAGUUACAAUUAUUCAUUGUCACAAAGAACUGUUGUGAUUCCAUUGGUAAACCAGGGUAAAAUGAGUCACUGCUUGUUUUAAUCAACCAUGCUCAAAAUAAUAAUUUCAUUCUGACAAAAUAUGGGUGAUUUAUUUAUUUAUUUUCCCCUUCCAAGUAAAUUUAAUUUAUGACCAAAGUUAUGAUGAUUUAGUUAAAGGAUUAGUUCACUUUCAAAUUAAAAUUUCCAGAUAAU
Messenger RNA from Megalobrama amblycephala (Wuchang bream), 1341 nucleotides. RefSeq names its product myoD family inhibitor domain-containing protein 2-like. The record is from RefSeq and is a predicted model, not a curated record. The transcript is spliced from 2 exons. Bases 564 to 1034 code for a protein of 156 amino acids. NCBI's taxonomy places the organism in Eukaryota, Metazoa, Chordata, Actinopteri, Cypriniformes, Xenocyprididae.